This is a messenger RNA of Lactuca virosa, 666 nucleotides long. The record is from the annotation of a GenBank genome assembly. NCBI's taxonomy places the organism in Eukaryota, Viridiplantae, Streptophyta, Magnoliopsida, Asterales, Asteraceae.
AUGACAGCUAACAAUGCAGAUCAGGUCGUCUUUGAUAAGGUUGCUGAAAUCAAUGCAUCCAAAGAGUCUUGGAACAUACGUGUUAAAGUCGUCAUGCUUUGGAAGCCGACCUAUAUAAACAAUCCUAAUAUGGUCGCAAGCCUAGACAUGAUUUUAAUUGACCAGGAGGAUGGUAAUAACGAAAUUUAUCCAUCUGCUACAUGGCAAUGGAGGGAGUUUCAAAAUAUCCAGUUACCAUCAUCUGUUUAUCCUGUUUCUCAUGAAGCAGUUACAAGUGGCGGUGUCGUUUACUUCUUAUUAUCUAAUGAUACCAUAUUGCGAUUUGAUAUUUAUUCAGAAGAACAUAUACUCAUAUUUACACCUUCUAUUAUUAAUGACUUCAGACCGUAUGCAUCGAGACUGAUCAAGUUUCACGGAAAAUUGGGAUAUUUCUCUGUAAGUGGAGAUAAUUUGUGGGCUAUUUGGGUUUUCAUUCAAAAUCGGUGGGUUAAAGUAGAUGUUAGUAACUACAAUGAAGGUGCACAUGAAUGGUGGGAUUAUAGAAACAGUACCCUAUAUUUCUUUAAAGGAAAUACGAUUGAGUAUGUGGUUCCGGCACAUCCUUCUCAACAAGUUUUUUCAAUCCGUUCUGAUUUUGAUAAAGUGACUAUGCCAAGUAGAUAUUAG